Cyprinus carpio (common carp) is the source of this 1038-nucleotide messenger RNA. RefSeq names its product sodium/potassium-transporting ATPase subunit beta-2-like. Gene Ontology annotation, molecular function: ATPase activator activity. Gene Ontology annotation, cellular component: sodium:potassium-exchanging ATPase complex. Lineage: Eukaryota; Metazoa; Chordata; Actinopteri; Cypriniformes; Cyprinidae. Gene Ontology annotation, biological process: sodium ion export across plasma membrane; intracellular potassium ion homeostasis; potassium ion import across plasma membrane. The coding region runs from base 181 to 1038 and encodes 285 amino acids. The transcript has 7 exons. The record is from RefSeq and is a predicted model, not a curated record.
GGUGCGCGUGCGCUCAGCGCGUUUUUACCGCAGUGUCUCUGGAUUAGUGCGCGGCGCUGCGGCACUCCGCUCGGUUCUCAACGGGAAGAGCGAGAAAAAGCAACCGAACCGCGUCCGUGAGCACCAGCCGUUCCAUCGCGCUUAUUCCUAGCGGUUAUCGAAGCGGCGCGCACCGGAGACAUGGCCAAAGACGACGAGAAGAAGGAAUCCGGGGAAUGGAAGGAAUUCUUCUGGAACCCGCGGACGCACGAGCUGCUCGGGAGAACAGCGAGCAGCUGGGGUCUGAUUCUGUUGUUCUAUCUGGUCUUCUACACAUUUCUGGCUGGCAUGUUCUGUCUCACCAUGUAUGUGAUGCUGCUGACGCUGGAUGAUUAUAAGCCCACUUGGCAGGACCGUCUGGCUACACCAGGCAUGAUGAUUCGGCCAAAAAGCGAUCCUCUAGAAAUCGUUUAUAAUUUGGAGAAAACAGAGAGCUGGGAUUCAUACAUUCAGGCUUUGGACAAUUUCCUUGCACCCUAUAAUGACUCUCAGCAGGCGAUGAAGAACGACGCCUGCAUCCCGGAUCAGUACUUCAUCCAGGAGGACAGCGGCGAGGUACGCAACAAUCCCAAACGCUCCUGCCAGUUCAACCGCACCAUGCUGGGGAGCUGCUCCGGACUCGAGGACCGCACAUAUGGAUACCAGGAGGGAAAACCCUGCGUGCUCAUCAAACUCAACCGGGUGAUUGGGCUGCAGCCAAGUAAAGAUGAAAAGUCUCCAUACGUCUCCUGUUCAGUAGAAAAGGGUCAGAAGACAGCCCAGACGAACGAAACCUCUGCUGCAGUUGAAUACUUUCCUCCAAACGGAACCUUCAACCUAUAUUUUUUUUACAUUGUGAAUUAUUCUCAGCCCCUGGUGGCUGUGAAGUUCACAGACCUCUCUUUCAACACGGACUUCAACGUGGAGUGUAGGAUCAAAUCUAGCUCUCUUUUCAAGAUCAGCGAAAGAGACAAGUUCGCCGGCCGCGUAAAUUUCAAGCUGCGCAUCAACAAAGUGUAG